AUGGCGCGGCGACUUGUUAAUGCGAUCCUUGGCGUCGCAGUAUUCUUUUUUCCAAAAACAGUAGAAUGUCUGGAUCCUAACAUCACCGUCCUCAAUGGCACUUAUGCCGGACUACAUUUACCUGCGUUCAACCAGGAUUUGUUCCUAGGCAUGCCAUACGCCCAAAACACCAGCGGCGAGAACCGAUUUCGGAUUCCACAGACCUUGACGGAAACUUGGCAAGGUGCACGUAGCGCAAAGCAAUAUGGACACGCUUGUCCGGACGAGAACAUUGAGGCAGACGGAGUCUACGGCAUGAGCGAGAAUUGUCUAAGUAUCAACGUCGUGCGACCUGCAGGCAUCAAUACAACAGAGAAGAUUCCUGUCAUGCUCUGGAUCCACGGCGGAAGCUAUCAAGUAGGCACGAGUGCGCUGCCGAAUUACAACCUGACCUAUAUCGUUCAGAGAUCUGUGGCCAUUGGGAAGCCUGUCCUUGGAGUCAGUAUCAAUUAUCGAAAAGGAGCAUGGGGAAUGCUGUACUCGAUCGAAAUUCAGGGAUCGGGCAAUGCCAACUUGUCCUUGAGAGAUAUGCGCAAGAGCCUUGAAUGGAUCCAGGAAAACAUCAAAUUCUUCGGAGGGGAUCCAUCUCGGGUAACAAUAUGGGGAGAAUCCGCAGGUUCAUUCGCCGUUGGACAAUUACUGCUAAGUUAUGGUGGACGUUCAGAUGGAUUGUUUCACCGUUCAAUCCAAGAGAGCGGCUCAGCAACGACGGCUUGGUAUAACGGCUCGGAUUGGUAUCAGCCACUGUACAACCAGAUCGUGAAUCAGGUCAAUUGCAGCGACACGCCUGACACUUUAUCUUGUUUGCGUGCUAUUGACUACGAUGUACUUUAUCCAAUCAUGAUGUCAUCUCAGUUUGCUGGCCCUGGUUUCUAUCCUACUGUUGACGGAGACAUAAUUCCAAACUAUCCCAGUACUCUCAUGGAGAUGGGCCAAAUUGCUGACGUCCCGCACUUGUAUGGCACAAACUCUGACGAGGGUACGGAUAAUGCACCAGUGGGGACAAUGAACACAGAUGAGGAUAUCCGCAAUUUCCUCCUGUACGAAAUUGGCUUCGAUUUUCCGGAAGCAGUCGUCGACAAGAUAAUGGAACUUUAUCCCAAUGAUCCUGCCCAGGGCAUACCUCUGAAUACUGGCAAUGAAACCUUUGCCGAGGAGGGUCUGCAGUACAAGCGCAUCGCCGCCAUCCUAGGUGAUGUGUUCUAUCAUGCACCACGACGACACGAUGCACAGCGCUAUGCUGCCCAUGCGCCGACCUUCACCUAUCGCUUCAACACUCGUGGUUUCGUCAACUCUACCAAUGCUACAUUUACCGAUUACUCAGGCGAGCUGCAGCCAGCAUACAAAGGCGUGUCUCACUUCACCGAAGUUGCCUUUGUGUUCUCGAACCCCCAGUAUGUAGGGCCGUGGCCAGAGUAUCAGGCUUUGAGUCGCCAGAUGAGCGCGCAGUGGAUCAAUUUUGCCUACUACGGAGACCCUAAUGGGGACUCUCUGCCCACGUGGCCGAAGUACAACGAGAGCAGCAACGGGCUCAAUUUGGUUUUGCAAACCGAAUCCCAAGGUGGUGCAUACGCUGAGAACGACACGUAUCGAUUGACUGGACGCGACUUUUUGACGACGUGGGCAAGAAGGCGACAUGUGUAA
This is a messenger RNA of Pestalotiopsis fici W106-1, 1683 nucleotides long. RefSeq lists its product as uncharacterized. The record is from RefSeq and is a predicted model, not a curated record. Bases 1 to 1683 code for a protein of 560 amino acids. The transcript has 6 exons. NCBI's taxonomy places the organism in Eukaryota, Fungi, Ascomycota, Sordariomycetes, Amphisphaeriales, Sporocadaceae.